UUUCACCAGAGGGCUAGCUAUACCUUGACUUGCAAGAAAGUAUUAGGCUUAAGUAUUAGUGGUGUUGCUGCUUUUUAGCUUUAGUUACAAUGGAGUGGCGAACUGGAGUUACUGCUUCUUCUAAGUUACCCAAGACUACCCUUAAAGAAGAUGCUCCCUAUGGGAUCCAUAGUACUUUAGUGCACGGGUUUCAAAGUGUAAAGUCAGACCUCAGCUCUCCACAUCCUCUGGAAAUAUCUGAAAAAUUAUAUAAACAGAGCAGGUUCGAGACAAACUUUAAGAUGUUACGCUCGAUUCAAGGUCUACAUGCUCCCCUGAAACUGAUGGCAGAGAGGAAUGCUGCUCUAAAGAUUCAAAGACUACCCUCGCUGCGUAGCUCCAAUGUUAUGUUGGAUGCACUAGAAGGAAGCGAUGAAGUAAUUGGCUUUGAGGACAUCUUGAAUGAUCCAGACGAACCAGAAGUUAUGGGACCACCACACAUGAUGAUGGAAGCAAAGUUAGGCCUGUUAUAAAGUGAAAAAUAAGUUGUCAUCUCAAAUCUUACUAAUCACUAUUAGUGUAGUGAACUAAUGUAUUCUUUGUUAUUAUGAAUAAAUGCAGAGACCUGAAACUU
This is a messenger RNA of Limulus polyphemus (Atlantic horseshoe crab), 613 nucleotides long. RefSeq names its product proteasome maturation protein-like (gene Pomp). Lineage: Eukaryota; Metazoa; Arthropoda; Merostomata; Xiphosura; Limulidae. Gene Ontology annotation, biological process: proteasome assembly. Gene Ontology annotation, cellular component: cytoplasm; nucleus. The coding region runs from base 90 to 512 and encodes 140 amino acids. The transcript has 6 exons. The record is from RefSeq and is a predicted model, not a curated record.